AUGAGAAGUCCUGCGACGGUAAAAGAGGUCCAGCAGUUGACAGGGAGGAUGGCCUCCCUCUCUCGGUUCCUUUCAAAGGCAGCGGACAAGUCGCUCCCCUUGUUUCGAUGUUUGAGAAAGAACGACCGGUUCGCGUGGACAGAUGAAUGUGAAAGAGCAUUCGGCGAACUCAAGCAGGCUCUCACCUCGCCGCCAAUCCUCUCCAAACCGCAAGCCGAUCUCCCUUUGCUGAUGUAUUUGUCGGCAUCCGAUAGUGCCAUCAGCACGGUCUUAGUACAGGAAAGAGGUAACUCCCAAUCGCCCAUUUAUUUUGUUAGCAGGGUGUUACAAGGAGCAGAGGUUCGUUAUCAGAAGAUCGAGAAAUUAGCCCUUGCGAUACUGGUUACAGUGCGGAAGCUAAGACAUUAUUUCCAGAGUUACGAGGUGGUAGUCCGAACAGAUCAUCCGAUUAGGCAAGUACUACAGAAGCCCGACCUGGCAGGAAGGAUGAUGAAGUGGUCUGUAGAGCUAUCAGAGUAUUCCAUCAAGUAUGAACCGAGAGGAGCAAUCAAAGCUCAAACGCUAGCUGACUUCGUGAUGGAACUAACUUCACCGGCUGAGGAAGGCAGUAUUGAAGAGACACAGUGGAUCCUAUCGGUGGAUGGAGCCUCGAACCUUGGAGGAAGUGGAGCGGGAAUCGUCUUGGAAGGACCGGGAGGAAUUUUGUUGGAACAAUCAUUGCGAUUCGAGUUUCGAGCAAGCAAUAACCAGGGCGAGUAUGAAGCGUUGUUGGCCGGUAUGGCAUUGGCAAAGGAAAUGGGGGCGACGAGUUUAUCAGCACGAAGUGACUCCCAACUGUUCACGGGGCAGGUAGCCGGCACCUUCCAGGCGAAAGACCCUCAACUGGCUAAGUACCUGGAAAAGGUUAAGCUCUUAUCGGGAAAUUUCCGAGAGUUCACACUUAACCACGUACCACGAGAGCAAAAUUCGAGGGCCGACUUGCUCUCUAAGCUUGCAAGCACAAAGAAGCCAGGAGCCACUCGGUCAGUUAUCCAAGAGACGCUAGCACAACCAAGUAUAAACGAGGCGCAAGGGAACGUCCUAUUCAUCCAGGAAGAGCUUAAUUCGUGGAUGGGACAGUACAUCGCAUAUCUAACUCGGGGGGAAUUACCGGAAGACAAAAGGGAGGCAUCGUUGGUGCAAAAGGAGUCGGCCAUGUUCGUAGUCAUCAACGAAAGACUGUACUGA
Messenger RNA from Cajanus cajan (pigeon pea), 1227 nucleotides. NCBI's taxonomy places the organism in Eukaryota, Viridiplantae, Streptophyta, Magnoliopsida, Fabales, Fabaceae. The record is from RefSeq and is a predicted model, not a curated record.